AAGGGUGGAAAAUCGAACGCCAGAUGAGGGCCGGCAACGUGAAUCCGCGCAAAGGACGAAAUAUAAAAGCGGGGGAAAAGAGAGAGCUGCUCAAGCAUCGUAGCACAUUGGCUUAAGUUGCUACUUGUGAAUUUGGUAGAUUGCGAGCAACCAUGGGCUCCUUCCUCUCCCGCCUCCUCAGAGCUUUGGGGCUGGGCCCCAGAGCUCCGGCUGCCGCUCCGGCCACCACUGUCUCGACUGACUCUCCGUCGCAGUCUUCGUCGUCGGACUCUCCGCCGAGGCAUUCUCGUGUCCAGGCGUUGCACUCCACCCCACCGUGGCAGCUCCACUUCAACACCGUCAAGGAGACCCCCAAAUUGAUGUUGAUAGACUUCACGGCGUCCUGGUGCGGGCCCUGCAAGAGCAUGCAGCCAGUCGUGGACGCCAUGGCUUCUAAGUUCACUGAUGUCGAUUUCGUUAAAAUCGACGUCGAUGAGUUGUCCGAUGUGGCGCAGGAGUUCGGAGUGCAGGCGAUGCCGACGUUCGUGCUGGUGAAGAAAGGGAAGGAAGUGGACAGGCUUGUUGGGGCGAGUAAGGACGAGCUCGAGAGGAAGAUCCAGAAGCACAGGGGUCUCGUGCCUACCCGUUGAGUUCGAUUCUUUUGCUCUUCUUCUUCUUCAUGGGGAAAACAAGAGAGAGAGUUUUUAUUGUAUCUUCAGUUCGACUAUCGCGCGCGAACGUUUGCUUUACCUGAAUUGCGAAGCAUUAGGAGAAUGUUUCAUGUUUGAUCUGGUGUGUAACGUCUGAACUUGUCUCAUGCUAAUUCUAACGUUGGCAUUAUAUCGAUG
Eucalyptus grandis is the source of this 827-nucleotide messenger RNA. RefSeq names its product thioredoxin H2. The record is from RefSeq and is a predicted model, not a curated record. Bases 153 to 629 code for a protein of 158 amino acids. Gene Ontology annotation, molecular function: protein-disulfide reductase activity. NCBI's taxonomy places the organism in Eukaryota, Viridiplantae, Streptophyta, Magnoliopsida, Myrtales, Myrtaceae. The transcript has 3 exons.